Messenger RNA from Chanos chanos (milkfish), 1017 nucleotides. Its product is annotated as P2Y purinoceptor 4-like. Gene Ontology annotation, molecular function: G protein-coupled receptor activity. NCBI's taxonomy places the organism in Eukaryota, Metazoa, Chordata, Actinopteri, Gonorynchiformes, Chanidae. The transcript has a single exon. Gene Ontology annotation, biological process: G protein-coupled receptor signaling pathway. The record is from RefSeq and is a predicted model, not a curated record. Gene Ontology annotation, cellular component: plasma membrane. The coding region runs from base 1 to 1017 and encodes 338 amino acids.
AUGGACAACAACACCAACCAAACAGUGAGCAAAUGUAAACCGCAAGCCCAGCACGUCUCCAUUCCGGUUCUCCUUUGCAUUGUCUACUUGAUAGGCCUUUUUCUCAAUGGAUUCAGCUUAUGGGUCUUCAGUUGCCGGAUCCCUCGCUGGAGCUGCGGCAUCAUACUACAGUUCAAUUUGGCGGUCAGCGAUGCCAUUGCUGCCCCUGUCACUCCAAUGUUGGCACAUUACUUUGCCAUGGACAGCACGUGGACACUCGGGACAUUUCCAUGUCAGCUCAAGAUGGGCCUACUCAGCGCACACUUUUACGGCAGCACUGUAUUUCUUACUCUCAUUAGCAUUCAGCGAUACAUGGCCGUUGUUCACUUUAACCGGGAUUCAUGUAUGAAACGCAAGAGCUUCGUUAAAAAGUUGUGCAUUGGAAUUUGGACGUUUUUGUUUGUGAAGGCCUGUGUAUACGGCUACCUUCUUCCCGUAAGUUCUGACGGAGAACACAUGCACUGUCUUUCCAUAUAUCAGAAAGACCACACGACAUUGUUGUACGUCAUUAAUUUUGUCUUGUUUGUGUUUGGGUUCAUUUUGCCUUUCACCGUGUCGUUGGUUUGCUACACUCGCCUAGCAAGAUCGGUGGGGCGUAUAAACAUCAACUCGGAAAGGGGCCAGUUAAUUAAGGCGAGAUCGAUGCGUAUGAUAAGCGUAUGUCUGGUCAUAUUUGCGUUGUGCUUUAUACCGCUCAACGUUGUACGGACCUUAGGGGUAGUGGUUGUAAGGCACCGACCAGGGGAGUGUCAGCUCCUUGCACGACUGGAAACUGCAUAUUAUUCGUCGUACAUUUUGGGAGGGAUCAACUGUUGUUUGGAUCCUCUGAUUUAUUUCUUUGGUUCAAACAAUUUCAACAGGGUGUUCAGACAAUCCAUAAGGCUUUUAAGAGUUCAGGAGAAAACUGAAAACCAAAGUGAAUCGGAAACGGCAAGCCGCAAAAUUAAUAGAAACGCCAUUAGCACAGACACUAUAUGA